Daphnia magna is the source of this 2055-nucleotide messenger RNA. RefSeq lists its product as uncharacterized. The record is from RefSeq and is a predicted model, not a curated record. Lineage: Eukaryota; Metazoa; Arthropoda; Branchiopoda; Diplostraca; Daphniidae. The transcript has 6 exons. The coding region runs from base 1372 to 2025 and encodes 217 amino acids.
AGAGACCGGCAGUUGGGCGCGAGACGUAGAGCAGAGCAGGCAGAAGAGCAUCGUCCUCCAACAUUUCAGUUUUGUUUCUUUUGUGUUUUACCUUACCGGAUUUGUGCCGUCAAGGUGUGGAAUACACUAAAUUUGCGAGUGAUCCAGCCGAACAGUGACUUUAUCUUUAAUUUCCCAGCCAUCCGGCGACAUUUGGUGUCAGAAGUGGGAUCGAGUGCUCGCUUCCCGUGGCUGCGACGGCGUGGUGACCCCUUGCUAAAACUGAUCAUUCGGCUUUAUCGGAAACAUCCAGCUUGCUGAGGCAGAUUUCAACAUCCAUCGACAUUCUCCGGAAGAAAAUCUUGUCGCUGAACGUGGCAUUUGGGUGUUUGGGAGCGAAUUUCAUCCCGAUUUGCUGGGUUUUGUGGCGGAUUCUUCCCAUUCUUGGCGCCAAACCAACAUGGCGGAUCGGUGAAUAGACAUUUCUCGUUGCAUUUUUUUGGUGUAUUUUUCAAUUGCUGCUGGUAAUUCGUCGAAAGGACGUUUCCAAGUAGAUUUCAGCCUUUUUUUUUAUUUAUUUACUUUUUUUUAAUUUUUUUUAUUUAUUUUUUAUUUUUCGGCUUUGUGUUGUGUGGGGUAUUUUGGUGCGCUUUUUCUUUGUGUGUGAAACAACAGCGGCUGGUGUUGCAGUGGCUGACGUUUAUGCGUCGCUACCGCUGACAUCCCUGCUGGUUGUGCAGAAGGGCAUUUUUGUAAACCAACAACGGCUAGUGUUGCAGUGGCUGACGUUCAUGCGUCGCUACCGCUGACAUUCCCGUUAGUUGUGCGGAAGGGUAUUUUUGUUGUUAUACAACAGUGGCUGGUGUUGCACUGGCUGACGUUCUGCGUCGCUACAGCUGACAUCCCCGCUGGUUGUGCGGAAGGGUAAUUUUGUUAUACAACAGUGGCUGGUGUUGCAGUGGCUGACGUUCUGCGUCGCUAUUGCUGACAUCUCUGACGGUCGGGAAUAGAAUAAUUUGUAGACCAAAAAUAAAUAAAUAGAUAAAAAUAAAUUGGCAGUCAUUUUAUUUCGUUCUUCGUCGAGUUCGCCUUCUGGAUAUCGUUUUCUUCAACUGAAAAGUGGAUUACAUCUUCUCGUGGAUUUCGUCAACUAUUGCUGCAUUCUGGAAUUGAAUUACCUGAUAUUCUUGCCUUGGAUUGAAAUUUGAAUCUCGUGGCCGUAACUGUACAGUCUACUUAAUUCUCCAUGCUCUACUCACUCUGAACUCUUGUUUUGUCAGUGCAUUGAUGCUCUAAGUUAGAGUGUUGCAGGCUUGCAGCAUCAUAGUUACAAAAACAACUUGGUCGUCAACGUCAUACGUCAACAUCAAUUUAUUCAAGGUAAAUUUGAUAAUGAAAAGGGUUAAUACUGCUAGCAGCACAUCUCAGGCUCACAUAAGGAGAAUGCGUCGGGAGGCAUAUCAAAACGUGGAGGUUGCUAAUUUGUCUCAGUUUCAAGUUGAACGUGACAUCAACAGUAUUUGUGAACCAGUAUUUCAAGACUACACUAAAAGAAGUUUGGAAUUUUUAAAAAUCCAAUUUCGAGAAAUGACUGCAAAAAUCGACGAUCUUUUGCACUCGAGACCGAAACCGUGUAUUUGUACAAUACAAAGAAUCGAAGAAAAUGAACAGCAAUUCCUUUUGCAUUUGGAUUCGUUCGAUGCUAUUGAACAUCUUGAAAAUUCAAUGAAGGACCAACAAUCUCGACAACAAAUGAUCCUUUUGCUGCUCCGUAUCGGUGGAAUAAAUCUCCAGAAAACGGUUUAUGCAAUAAUGGAAAAGUUAUUCUCAUACGAAAUUGGAACUAAGUUCACUUGGACGGGAAAAUCCUCAAAAGGAAUCGAGAAAGCUAAAUUUUCUGAUCUGAAGAAUAUCUAUGCUGCAAUCUCUGGUGCCGUCCUCGGUAACAAAGACCUUGCUGGUGAUGAGAAAACUACAGUUAAAGUGCAGUAUCAAGUAACCGAGUGGCUUCGUCACUGUCAGCAGAAUUUGAAAAGUCAAAUGUAGUUGAUGAAUAAAUAAAACAUUUGAAAAAUG